This is a messenger RNA of Hyalella azteca, 2940 nucleotides long. It is a transcript of the gene Pus10, whose product is annotated as putative tRNA pseudouridine synthase Pus10. The transcript has 9 exons. Bases 512 to 2281 code for a protein of 589 amino acids. Gene Ontology annotation, biological process: tRNA pseudouridine synthesis. NCBI's taxonomy places the organism in Eukaryota, Metazoa, Arthropoda, Malacostraca, Amphipoda, Hyalellidae. Gene Ontology annotation, molecular function: pseudouridine synthase activity; RNA binding. The record is from RefSeq and is a predicted model, not a curated record.
CACAAUUCUAGUCCCAACGGGGGGUGCUAACUCGCCACAGUCAGCGCCUAGAGAGGAUGGGUGACGACCUCUCGGGACCCUAGUCACUAUCCUGGUAAUGUGUUCCUCGUAAAUAUUAGCUCAAUAUAAAAUUAUAAGUUUACCUGCAACAGCGGUUGCGGCUGAGUAAACUCUCUGUCGUUAGAUAAUAAAAACUAUUAUCUUCGAAAUUAUCCAUAUUUAUUUCGGUCAUUCAUGAUAAUAAUCGGAAGUUUGUGAUCUUUAUUCUGUAUUCAAUAAUUCAUACCCAGCGAAAAAUUCAGAACCAAAUUGAGCUAAUUAAUUGAUUUUUAUUCUCGUGAAUAGAAUUUUCAAUUCCAAGUUAUUUUCGUUUGUGAAGGUAUUAGGAUGAAAUUUCAAUUUUCGAUCAUCUAUCUAAUGCUCUAUUUCAUUGAAUAAUUAACGUAUUCCCGCAGUUUUUUAAAUGUAUUUAGCAAGGAACACUUGACGAUAUUGUAACUAAUUUAAGAGGAUGAAUGGAGUUGAUUUUCUACUGUCGGUGGGCUCCUGCCGACGCUGCGCGCUCAUUCACUGCGGUGUUCGCAACUACGCUUACUUCGGCUCGUCAUCCUGCGUGGACGCGAAGCUCGAUGAAAUACGACGGUCAAAUCGCCAGUUCGGAGCGCUAGACUUCAAUGCGCCAAAUUCGUUUACUUCAAAUUUAGAAACAAACCAAGAUGAGCCUCAGAUCACCUCGCUCAAUUUAAAACCUUCAGAUCGAGAACUUAUUUCAAACGAUGACAUGGAGGAAGGUAUGGGCCAAAACCAAACCAUCUGCGUGUCGUGCAUCGGGCUCUUGCAAGAGUUUGGAUGCUCCAUGGAGGUCAUCUCUAAAGUCUGCGAGCGUGCGCUUGCCGAAAACUAUGACGCGACUUCAUUCAGCUUGAACAUUUCACUACCUGUGAGCAUGAGUGUCCGCGGUCACGUCUUAGCUGCCCAUUUCAGCAAACAUAAUUUGGGUGACACGUCCAAAGUUCUUGGUGCAGGUGUUACCACCGCAAUCAAGGACGCUUGGAAAGCUAUCGUGUCGAGCGUCGCCGCGUCUAUCCUCAAGAAGCGGUACGCGGGGGACGCGGCCGAGCUGUCCGUGCCCUGCUCGGCCGUGUACGAUGCCGACGCGCAGGAGUGCGCUGCUGUCAUGUCUUUGAUUGGAUACUCGGGUCCAACUGUGAAACGACAGAGAAACCGGAGACAAAGAUUUUACAAGAAUACUAAAAAAUUUGCCGUCAACAAUAACGAAGAAACGUCAAACGAAAAUCAUACCACAGCUGAAGAAGAUCUCGACUCUGGAUUAAACGAUUCCAAUUUCGCAAAAAAUGAUCAAGAUGACACAAUGAAGUCUGAUGAUUCCGAGACAGGAUACAGUCGCCAGACGGUCGAAACUGUUUUUUCUGGCCGUACGGUUGAGCUUGUCACAAGGCUGUGUCCUCUAACGACUCUCUCUGUACCUCAAACUUCCAUUUCUCUUGUCCAAGAAACGCCAGUGAGAGAGGCUGUCUACGUUGCAGGUCGGUAUUGUAAGUAUAGCAGAGAGCUGUGCCAGACGCCAUGGGUCGUUAAUGGCGUGCAAAAGUGUAGCGAGAGCGUCGAAGAGCUCAUCUCAGCCAUCAUCUUGCCUGCGUUCAAGGCGCCAGAGCUGAAGUUCCUAUCAAGUGGUCGUGAGGACGUCGACGUGCGCUGCGUGGGUCGAGGGCGGCCCUUCGCGCUGUGCAUACUGAACGCUCGCACCGCCUCCCACCCGCCUCGAGAGUUGCGUCGCCUUCAGGAGGUCAUCAACUCCAGCACCCCACACAUCUCGGUGGCUCACUUGCAGAUUGUUGACAAAGAGAGUACAUCAGUACUGCGGUACAACACAGAAAACAAAGUGAAGAACUACUGCGCUCUGUGCUUAGUGCGAGGAGACGUGAUCGUGACAGCAGAAUUCUUGCAGCCUCUGCAGGGCUGCACGCCUCUCGUCGUCAUGCAGCAGACGCCUCUACGUGUGCUGCACAGGCGACCGCUGCUCACCCGUCCACGCACGCUGCACGCGAUGUCUGCUGAGCGCGUUAACGACAAGUUCUUCAAGGUGCACGUACGCACGGAGGCUGGAAUGUACGUCAAGGAAUUGGUGCAUGGCGACUUCGGGAGAACCACGCCGAAUUUAUCCUUACUUCUGGCCUACCCCGUCGAUAUCGUUGCUUUGGACGUGACGAAUGUGGAAUUGGACUGGCCAAAAGAAGUAACAGAAGAUGACGCCUGCUGAGGAGAUGAGGAAAUAAUACAAAAGCUUAAAUUUACAUAUUAGUAUUGGCCAUGAAAAUAAACAUGGCUGGUAAAAUUUUGCAUACCCAGUCAUUUUUGAACACUUGAAUUGUUUAACGCCUGAAGAAUGCACUUGGGCCGGCGAUGAAUGCUGUUCCGUGGUUAGGUGAACCUACAGCUUGCACGUUGAAGUUUUGAUCAAAAGUGGGGAACGCUUGCCCUGGGGAGAAAGAUGGGAAAACUUGUUCUGAGAAGAAGGGCUGAAAUUCUCGAGCUGUGUAGAAUACUGGCAAAUCUUGGUUGUUGAUGGCGAUGGGUACGCUCAGUUCCUGCAGAGUUGGUUGCUGGUCGAACACAUUCAGGGUGGAGCGGAACAGAGAUGGCAACAUUGCCUUCCCGUUGCACACGUCGACUGUGGGUAGACAUUCGCUUGAGUAAAUUACAGAGUGUACGAAUUUUCGAGCAGAAAAUCUUGAAUAUGUGUCACUUUGACGUUCAAGUAAUUGUAACACGUUACGUUUUAGUUAUGAAUUAUAGCAUUUGCUGAAAUAUUUUACGGUACCUAAUUUAAAAUUUAAUACAGCAUCUCAUCAGCCAUUUUUUCUAUUUAAUGUGUAGCGUCUUGCGUGUAUUUCCGAGUAAAUAAAAUAAUUUCACUAC